Molecule: messenger RNA, 3974 nt
Organism: Hemiscyllium ocellatum (epaulette shark)
Lineage: Eukaryota; Metazoa; Chordata; Chondrichthyes; Orectolobiformes; Hemiscylliidae
Gene: sts
Product: steroid sulfatase (microsomal), isozyme S
Exons: 10
Coding region: 336-2081 (581 amino acids)
Molecular function (GO): arylsulfatase activity
Source: RefSeq, a predicted model, not a curated record
UCAGGGUGAACCGACUGUGAGUUAGUGAUGGGUGAGCGGGUCGGGGUCGGGCGACAAAGCGGGGUCGCUGCGGUCGGCAACGUGUUGACGCUGUGAAGGGACGGAGCGCGGCGACAAGCGGGCACUCACCCAGGAGGAGGCCGUCCAUGUCAAAGAUGACAUGACUAACCGGCUUGAAGUCUGUUGUACAGCUCGCCGCCAUUUCCAGAGGAACCGUGGGCCGACGAUCAGCUUCCCAGAGUUACCAUCCAGGGGAUGUGAGCCAUAAAAUACCGAAAAUACAUUCCGAAGACUGAUAAAUCAUCCUUCCAGCCCCAAACAUAAUCAAAGGGAACAUGAACAUCUUGCUGAUGUUCUUUCUACUAUACUUGGCAAAAAUAAAUGUGGGGCAAAGUGCAAGCUCGCAGCCCAACUAUGUCCUUAUCAUGGCCGAUGACCUCGGAAUUGGAGACCUGGGAUGUUAUGGAAACACCACAUUGAGAACACCCUACAUAGACAGCCUGGCAAAGGACGGAAUAACACUGACCCAGCAUAUAGCUGCAGCCGCAUUAUGUACCCCAAGCAGAGCUGCUGUUCUGACCGGCCGGUAUCCAAUCAGGUCAGGAAUGACCACCUUCCAAAGAAUAGGUGUCUACAUUUUCGCAGCUGGGUCAGGCGGACUUCCUACAAAUGAGACAACCUUUGUCAAGCUGUUGAAAGAGCAAGGUUAUUCCACUGGGCUUGUUGGGAAGUGGCACCUUGGUUUAAACUGUGAAUCGAGCGAGGAUCAUUGUCACCACCCACUCCGCCAUGGCUUUGACUACUUCUACGGUCUUCCAUUGACCAACCUACGUAACUGCAAGCCCGAUGGAGGCAAUGUCAUUAAUGUGGGAGCUCGGAGUGCCGUGCGCAGCGUGGUCCAGGUUGCAACUCUAUCCCUCUUCACGCUGCUGCUGCUGGAUUUCUGUCAGCUCAUGAGGGCGCCGUGGAGAGCUCUGGGUUUCAUCUUUCUAGCUGUCGCUCUGUUAUUUGCUGUUGUUUUGCUUUUCUUCUCCCAGUUCCGCAACCUCAACUGCAUCCUGAUGAGGAACUGGACAGUCAUCCAGCAGCCCUUUUCAUGUGAGAACCUGACGCAGAGAAUGACCAACGAAGCCACAAGUUUCAUAGAACGGAACUCAGACCGUCCAUUCCUGCUCUUUAUGUCCUUCAUACCUGUCCACACGGCACUAUAUGCAUCUCCAGAAUUUUUAGGGAAGAGUAAGCAUGGUUUGUAUGGUGACAGUGUGGAGGAGAUGGACUGGAGCGUAGGACAACUCUUGGCUUCGUUGGAAAGGCUUAAUCUCAGUGACAGAACUCUGGUUUACUUCACCUCAGAUCAAGGGGCCCAUGUUGAAGAGAUCUCUGACACUGGGGAGGUCCACGGAGGAUGGAACGGCAUCUACAAGGGUGGAAAAGCAACAAACUGGGAAGGUGGAAUCCGGGUACCUGGACUCCUCAGGUGGCCUGGAGUGUUAACAGCAGGCAGGAGCAUUGAUGAGCCGACCAGCAACAUGGAUCUCUUUCCAACAAUUGUCAGACUCUCAGAAGCCACAAUGCCCAGAGACCGGAUAAUCGAUGGCCAGGACCUGAUGCCUCUGCUACUAGGUGAAGUGCAGCAGUCAGAGCAUGAGUUUCUCUUCCACUACUGUAACAGCUAUUUAAGUGCAGUUCGCUGGCAUCCAAGGCAUAGUUCCUCUAUAUGGAAAGCUCACUUCUUCACACCAAACUUCAAUCCAGAGGGGUCUCAGGGUUGCUUCGACACCCAUGUUUGCUUGUGCUAUGGAGAUUUCAUCAGUCCUCAUGACCCACCUUUGCUCUAUGACCUCUUGAGGGACCCAUCAGAAUCAUUCCCACUAACACCCACCUCAGAAUCCCAAUAUCACCAGAUUCUGGAAGUGAUGAAGGAGGCUGUGAGGAAGCACCAGGAGACACUGACACCAGUGCCCGAUCAGUUAUCAAUAGGUAAUUUGAUUUGGAAGCCUUGGCUCCAACCUUGCUGCAGCACCAUGUGGAAACGCUGCUACUGUGAUAAAGAAACAAACAGCAGCACAGCACUGGAUUGAAUAAUGGAUUAAAUACAACUCCCUCAUCUGAGGUCUCAGGAAAGAUGAGCAUUUGGCAUGAUUGUAUUUUUCUUUCCUUCUCUCAUCAUUUGUUGUUUACACUUUUUCCUUCCUUUUUUUCCUUUCUUUCAAUGUCUUAUUUUCUCUUCUCUCUCUUUUUCUCACUCUCUCUCUCUUCCUCUGUCCUUUCUUCCUCUCUCAUUUUCUUUCUCUCUCUCCUUUCUAUCCCUUUCUAUCCCUUUCUAUCUCUUUCUUUUUCUCUCUCCUUUCUUUUGCUCGCCUCUUUCUUUCUCUGUCACUUUCUGUCUUUCUCUUUCUCUCUCUCUCUCUCUCACACACACACACUCUCACCUCUCUCACACAUACAUUGUCUCUCUGUCCUUUACAAACACUCUAUCUGUCAGACAUUUGUUUGGUGUACUGUACUGGUAGUUGUGCCCUGAGCAAAUGGCUCGCUGAUAUCAAACUGAGAAUGAUACACCCAUGCGUCACUGAGUGUUAUGCCAAAGUUCAGGUUAAUGUAGGGUUGAAGAAAAUUUUCUCCUAAUCUAACCAUCCCCCCAAAUCCAAUUUGGAAGUAUUUGACAUUUUCAAAGAUGACAAAAUGCUCAGUUCUAAAUCUAUCCUUAUCUUUAAAUCCCUCCAUGAGUUUGGCCACUUAGAAGCCAUCCUUCUCCAGCUCUGUGUAGCUCCAAACUCCAUCCCUUACAUUCUCCCAGCAAAGAUGACUUGAGCCUUCAUUUGCCUGGCUGCUUCUCUCCAAGAAUCCCCUCACUGAAGCCUCUGUAUUUCUGUUCUCUGCUUCUAAAUGCUUUACUCAAUGGCUGAACACUUGGCCUCUCCUCCUAAUGUCUCCUUUCCUCGCUCAGUGACUGUUUUCAGUAUGUCACAUUUUAAGCACCUUGGGACUUUAUUUUAUGACGGAAUGAAGGAUACUAAAUGUGGUUUAUUGACCUUUUAUUAACGAGCACAAUAUUCACAAUAUUUUAAAUAGGAAGAUGUCUGACUCCAAUUUCAACAGGUGAUGCCAAACAGGUUGAGAUAAUUGUUGACCGAUCUAUCUGAUCUAUAUUGAGAUAUGGCCACCGCACUUCAGGCAUUGUAUGUAUACAUCACCAUAUAUUAAUCAUUCCAUUAUUAUGCAAAAAAAGGUAGAGAAAGCCAUUUGUCCCUCAAUGGUUUACUCAGAUCUCGGGGAAUAGCUGGGCUUUGACAAGCACUUACCUAAUCAUCAAGAGGAAAAGCUUGAUUUUCUAUUUACUUCAGCGUUUGGAGAAGACCAACACACAUCAACGUCAGGAUGGGCUGCAAUAGCAGCAAACUGUAUCUCUUUGAUGAAAGGGGCAGACCAUUAUACACAGAGAAGCAUCGCAGCAAUCUCUAUGAAUGUAACUGACUAAUACCUCAUGCACUGCAUGGUGUUCCAAAACGUCCUGUGAUGUACGACAAGAGGUCUGCCACGGUACAAGUUUUGCAUGUGUGUGUGGUGUCCUAUAGGAAAAAUUGGGAUUUCAAAGUGAAAUUAAGACUUGAGUAUUAAUGGGCGCGUUUCAUGACUUCAGGUUGUCUCAAAGUGCUUCGCAACCACAGAGGUACUCCUGAAGUGUAGGCACCGUUGUAAUGUAGGAAUCAACGGAGUUGCAUUAAAACUACGAUGAAAAACAAAGAUAAUCAUGGCCACUUAGGAUCGUUUGAACCGGUUUCAUUUUAAAGGAAGCUAUUGAGACAUGUUUGAGAAACCAGCAGUCACUCAGUCCUUUCUAAUUCUCUAAACAUGGCUCAGUUGUGAAAAUUUAUUUAAUAUGUACUAUGUCCUCAGAUGUAAAAUGUGAUCGCUAAUGUUGGAAUUAUAGAUAUUUUGCAAAGGGGUUUUCAAAUAAAAAGGCACGGAUA